Molecule: messenger RNA, 822 nt
Organism: Raphanus sativus (radish)
Lineage: Eukaryota; Viridiplantae; Streptophyta; Magnoliopsida; Brassicales; Brassicaceae
Exons: 1
Coding region: 40-312 (90 amino acids)
Source: RefSeq, a predicted model, not a curated record
GAGAGCAAUGAGACGGAAGAUUGAAAAAGCAGAAAUGAGAUGAGAUCUUCUUGCGAUCGGUUGCAGGAAGCAUUGUUGCAGUGCCAUCGCCGGAUGCCGGAAGGACCAGCGCGGAGGUCCGGUUGCAGACAUCUGAACAAAGCGUUGGCGGAGUGCGUAGUGGGGGAGGCUUGUCCUGAGGAAUACGAGGCGGUGAGGUCGUUUUGCUCGAGCGGGGGAACCAGCCUGAAGCGGAAACAGUGCGAGGAGGCUCAGUUCUCCCUUUCUCUCUGUCUUUCUCGCCAUCAGCGAGACUUUGAGCAGCAGCGUUGAAGAGACUUGGCAUUGUUGCUGCUCUCCUCGAAAGCUUCGUGUAAUUUGCGAAUUAGGGUUUGUGAUUUUGAAUUCUGGUUCUUGCAUGAUCGUUAGAUAAUUGAUCAAGUAAUGGUGCUGAGAGAAGCUUUUGCCAUAUCCAAAAGGUAGAAUUUUGGAAUUAGACGAAGAGAGGAUUUGGAUCAAGGUUGAAUUGGGUUGAUGUAAUCUGCAACCCUGAAUCACAGUAUUCAGUUGUGUAAUUGGAUGUUGCUUCUGAUGAAUUUGUAUUAAUUAUAAUUUGAGGACAUUGCUGCUUCUGUUUUGUGUAAAGACGUUAGAAUCAAACGAUCUCAACAGGUCUAUUGUUUACUGUAAUACUUAAUGUUCUCCAUUGUUGUGAGAGGAUGAAGGAGAAACAUCACAGUAUCCUUAUGUUUUAGUAUUUUGAUUCCUCAUGUCGUAUUUUAGAUUUUACACUACAAAUUUUCAAUCUUUUGUAAUUGUUUCAGAUAAACAUUAUUUUUUGCU